Bicyclus anynana (squinting bush brown) is the source of this 1854-nucleotide messenger RNA. RefSeq names its product carnitine O-palmitoyltransferase 1, muscle isoform-like. Gene Ontology annotation, molecular function: carnitine O-palmitoyltransferase activity. Bases 346 to 1839 code for a protein of 497 amino acids. The transcript is spliced from 12 exons. Gene Ontology annotation, biological process: carnitine metabolic process; fatty acid metabolic process. NCBI's taxonomy places the organism in Eukaryota, Metazoa, Arthropoda, Insecta, Lepidoptera, Nymphalidae. The record is from RefSeq and is a predicted model, not a curated record. Gene Ontology annotation, cellular component: mitochondrion.
AGAUACACUACCAUACGUAUCUGUGCUUGACUGCUUGUGCAACUUUCAUGCUUGUAUUUCAUUUGUACAUUCAUAAAUUCUAUGAUUGAUUAAUCAAGAACAUUUUUUAUGUGAUCGAUCUUCACUAAUUUUCAGUAUGUUGGUCAAAGCGUUGUUUAAUAAUAUUUAAUAACACGACUCGGUACAGACACAGUGAAGUGACUACAAAGAUAGGCUACAGGCUACGGGACACAGGUGCACUACUGUUAAUGCCAGUGAUUUGACGAGUCGACGACGCACGGCAGCUAUUAACAUCACUUCGUAAAGUAAAGGUCGGCGGCAGGCGGCGGGCGGUGACCCCUCGAGAUGGCGGAGGCGCACUCGGCCGUGGCGUUCUCGUUCGCGAUCACGCACGACGGCUGGGACGUGAACUUCGACCGCGAGGUGCUGUACCUCGUGUGGGAGUCCGGCUUGCGCUCCUGGAAGAAGCGGCUGGCGAGGUUCAGGAACAGCAUCCACAACGGCGUGUACCCCGGCCACCUGCAGUCGCUGUACUUCCUGUGGACGGUGCUCGCGGCGGCGCACUUCGCCGGCUUCGACAUACCCUUCGGCUUGGUGCAGAAAGCCCUGACCCUGCUUCCCAGCGAGUCGACGCCGUGGCAAGUGGUCGCCUGCCUGCUGGCCGCGCUCGCCAUGUGGCUGUCGGUCAUCUUCCUGAUGCGCUACGCGCUCAAGCUGCUGCUCAUGUACAAGGGCUGGAUGUACGAGUCGCGCGCGCCGGGCUCCAAGCUGUCGCUGCGCACGGUGCUGUGGGCCAGCGUGGUGAAGGUGCUGUCGGGCUGGAACAAGCCGCGCCUCUACAGCUUCCAGGGCUCGCUGCCGCGCCUGCCGCUGCCCGCCGUCGCCGACACCAUGCGCCGGGUGAGAGAGACCAAGCGUAUGUGCAGGGCUGAUGUACGAGCGCGCACGGUGCUGUGGGCCAGCGUGACUUUGAAGAGAGAGUUUGAAGAGGGCAUAGCGGUCAAGCUGCAGAGAUAUCUGGUUCUCAAAUCGUGGUGGUCGAGCAACUACGUGUCGGACUGGUGGGAGGAGUACGUGUACCUGCGCGGGCGCUCGCCGCUGAUGGUCAACUCCAACUUCUACGGCACCGACACGCUGCUGCGGCCCACGCGCCGGCAGGCCGCGCGCGCCGCCACCGUCAUCCACUUCGCGCUGCGCUUCCGCCGGCUCAUCGAGCGCCAGGAGCUGGAGCCGAUAAUGCUGCAGGGGAUGGUCCCGCUGUGCUCGUGGCAGUACGAGCGGCUGUUCAACACGGUGCGCGUGCCGGGCGUGGAGCGCGACCGCAUCGUGCACUACCAGGACUCGGCGCACGUGUCGGUGCACCACCGCGGCCGCUACUACAAGCUGCUGGUGUACGCGCGCGGCCGCCUGCUCAACCCCGCCGAGAUACAGACCCAGCUGCAGCAGAUCCUGAGCGACGAGGCGGAGGCGGCGCCGGGCGAGGUGCGGCUCGCGGCGCUGACGGCGGGCGAGCGCUCGCACUGGGCGCACGUGCGGCAGACCAUGUUCCAGCGCGGACACAACCGCACGUCGCUGCACUGCAUCGAGCGGGCCGCCUUCCACGUGUCGCUGGAUUGUAUGGCGUACGGGUUCGACGAGAGCGACGUGUCGCGGCUGGACGAGUACGGGCGCGUGUUGCUGCACGGCGCGGGCCACGACCGCUGGUUCGACAAGUCCUUCAACCUGUGCUUCAGCACCGACGGCUCCGUCGGCUUCAACACUGAACACACGUGGGCGGACGCGCCGGUGAUGGGCCAUCUGUGGGAGUACGUCAUGUGGUCAGAGCUGGAGUAUGGGUGAGUUGACUUAUUGUAU